AUGCGUCUCUCCACCCUCUUCCUCUCGCUCGUUAGCGUUGCUUCUACGGUUGUCUCUGCGGCCCCCAAGAAGGCAGAACAACCUACCUUCUCUCGCAACGUGAUCUUUUCACCGCCCAGAAACGCAAACUGGACUGACCCUGGUGUGCUUUACGCCCGCAGUGCGCAGCUUCCUGACGGUUCGCUCCUUGCAACAUGGGAGAACUACUCGCCUGAGCCACCGAAGGUCUACUUUCCCAUCUUCAAGUCAACCGAUGGCGGAAAGUCCUGGAAGGAGUUCUCACGCGUCCAAGAUACGCAAAAUGGCUUCGGUCUGCGAUACCAGCCAUUUAUCUACGUGCUGCCUGAGAAGAUUGGUGGCUACAAGGCCGGUACCGUUCUAGUCUCUGGAUCAUCCAUUCCCACCGACCUCUCUACAACUGAGAUCGUUCUCUACGCGUCCAAGGAUAGCGGCAAGACUUGGGAGUUUGUCUCCUCGAUCGCAGCUGGUGGUGAAGCUCGCCCCAACAAUGGCCUGACUCCUGUCUGGGAGCCUUUCCUGAUGAUGAACAAGAAGACUCUUAUCUGCUACUACUCCGACCAGCGCGACAACGCCACCUACGGUCAGAAGAUGGUUCACCAGACCACUACCGACCUCAAGAAGUGGGGCCCAGUCAUCGACGACGUUGCUUACCCUACUUACGCUGACCGCCCGGGAAUGCCUACUAUCGCCAAGCUGCCUAACGGAAAGUACAUCAUGACAUACGAAUACGGUGGCGGACCCGCUAUCACAACCUCGUACCAGUUCCCUGUCUAUUACAAGAUCGUCUCCGACCCCGAGAAGUUCGGCGAGGCUACCGGUAUCAGCCUGAAGUCUACCGAUGGCACCAUCCCCACUGGUUCACCAUACGUCGUCUGGAGCCCUGUUGGUGGCAAGAACGGAACCAUCAUUGCCAGCGCGCACAGCGGGACCAACGCUUCUGGCUCAGAGGUUUACAUCAACAAGGGUCUUGGUCAGGGUCCUUGGAUCAAGGUCAACACCCCUGAGGGAAGUUCAUACACCAGGCAUCUUCGCGUUCUCAAGGAUCAGUCGAAGUUGUUGAUCAUGGGUGGUGGACAGCUGCCACCAAGCAACACUAACUCCAUCACCGUCACUGUUGUUGACAUCAGCAAGUGGUAG
Molecule: messenger RNA, 1158 nt
Organism: Alternaria atra
Lineage: Eukaryota; Fungi; Ascomycota; Dothideomycetes; Pleosporales; Pleosporaceae
Exons: 1
Coding region: 1-1158 (385 amino acids)
Source: RefSeq, a predicted model, not a curated record